AUGCGGGCUGCUGUGUUGAAACAAGCGAGCAACCUGGUUGCGAGGGCCCCUUUUGCUCUCGACUCAUGUAGUCCGCCCAAUUGCAGACCUUACCACCGCCCCAUACGCCAAGAUGAAGCCUUGAAAAACGCACUCUCUGCAGUCCGCCACUCUUCGAGCUCUGAAGCGCGGGAGAAAAAACGAGCGGAAGACAGGGACUUUAUUGUAUCUGUCUUAGAAGCGUCAGCUACCCGUCGUGAUGCCAAAGGGUAUCUUCAAAAAUACGCCCCUCAGUUGGGUGAAGGCGACUCCAAGAAGCGCAAGACGAACGAGCUGCAAGGACCAGCUGACCAGACUUACUCAACCAUUCGUGUUGUCAAUCAGGCGCCAAAGUUCAUACAGGGUAACGAUUCCAAGUCCGAGAUCACCGUCCCCUUUGAUGAAAACACCAACUUGGCCAUUGUUAAAAUUCGUCUUCCGCAAGAUAUUGACGACGAAGUGCUGAGCGCAAUUGCCAAGACUUUGACCCAGCUUAGGAAGCUUGGCCUCGUGAGCCUCAUUGUUCUGGAUGGAGGGCCAACCUCAAGCCGGAAACUCGUCCGUGAACAGUCCUGGCGUAUUCAGCAAGCCGUUGACGUCUUUGGCGAGCCGGGCUGCAUUCUGCUCGACCAGUGCGUCGCCGAUGCUCAAUCAGCGACGGCUCAGACGGAGGGCUUUAUGCCGUCUAGUAUUUACGUCCAGCACCCUCAUCUUUUGCUACGAGCCUUGCGGGACAAUGCCAUUGCGAUAGUGCCCCCCGUCACAAUGGCGCACGACAUGAAGAGCAUUGACGUAGUUGAUGCCGACGAAACCAUUAUAGCGCUUACAAAGUAUUUUUGCGGGCUUCAGUUCAACACUUCUGAGCACCCAUCACCCGACUCCAGUCUUAGUCCAGGCCUCAGGGUUGCUUCGGUCGAGAAGGUCAUCAUUCUUGACCCGGCUGGGGGCACGCCUCUAUCUGAUGCACACGACGACUCUUGCCAUCGAUACAUCAAUCUCGAACAAGAAUUUGAGGGCAUCAUGUAUGGGCUCACGCAUCCUUCGGGGUCAGAGGCUCGGCGAGGCAAAGUACCAGAAGAAACACGACAGGUUCAUGCCCGUAAUCUUGACUUGUCGAGGAAGGUCCUUGCUAUGCUACCCUCGACGUCCUCCGCCAUCAUCAGCACCCCUUCUGCUGCUGCGAACAAACCCAUUGAGGAAUUCACCAGGGUUACAACGCGCAACAGACAGAAUCCCCUGAUCCAUAACCUUCUGACAGACAAACCCGUCUUCUCGUCAUCACUACCCCUUGAGCGGGUGCGGUCGGGGAAGAAGGCUGAUGCAGCGACCGGCGGGACACAUGUCGCAACCUUGCUCAAACGCGGCAUGCCUCUUACGGUAUACCCUGAUCCUACGAUCAGUGCCUGGUUGCCGCCUCGUCCGGGAGGCCCACGCCUGAGGCUCACAGACACAUGCAUAGACCUGCCACGACUGGCUCAUCUGAUCAAUGACUCUUUCAACCGUGAGCUGGACGUUCAGCAUUAUUUGGAGCGCGUCAACGAGAAUCUAGCUGGUGUCAUAAUUGCCGGGGAGUACGAAGGCGGAGCGAUACUGACGUGGGAGAGGCCGUUUGGGUUGGACGAGGAGACGGCGUACAAGACUGGACGCCUCGUUCCGUAUCUGGACAAAUUUGCGGUUCUCAAAAGCCGACAGGGUAGUGGCGGUGUUGCUGAUGUGGUUUUCAACGCCAUGGUGAGGGGCUGUUUCCCGGAGGGUGUCUGUUGGCGUAGUAGACAAGACAACCCUGUCAACAAGUGGUAUUUUGAACGGUCGCUGGGGACGUGGAAGCUGAAGGACACCAACUGGACCAUGUUCUGGACAACUCCUCAUCUGCCGCUGAGCGAUCCGAAAUUGCUGGACUAUGAGGAUGUUUGCCGCAACAUUGAGCCAUCGUGGGCGGACUUCAAGCCACCGGAUUAG
Colletotrichum graminicola M1.001 is the source of this 1977-nucleotide messenger RNA. RefSeq lists its product as uncharacterized. The coding region runs from base 1 to 1977 and encodes 658 amino acids. Lineage: Eukaryota; Fungi; Ascomycota; Sordariomycetes; Glomerellales; Glomerellaceae. Gene Ontology annotation, molecular function: L-glutamate N-acetyltransferase activity, acting on acetyl-CoA as donor; arginine binding. The transcript is spliced from 3 exons. The record is from RefSeq and is a predicted model, not a curated record. Gene Ontology annotation, cellular component: mitochondrial matrix. Gene Ontology annotation, biological process: L-arginine biosynthetic process.